AUGAAUAAUACAACGUCUAGUCCAGUGGUAGAAAGUGAACCAGAAAUUCUGGUCUUUGAACAUUUCUACGAGAGACAGAUUUUUGUGGCAAUUGUCAUCACUGUUGUCAUCCUUGGCACAGUUGGUAACAGCUUCGUCAUCAUCGCCGUUGGUUUAUCCAAGAAACUCCAGACGGUCACAAACGUCUUCGUCGUCAAUUUGGCCGUUGCAGACGUACUGACCUGCCUCUUUCUGCCCUGGCAGGCUGUGGCGGUCCUGGGAGGGGACGAGUGGCCCAUACCGCGGGCACCAUGGGUGUGUACUGCUGCUGCCUUCGUCAUUUUGGUCACAAUCGGAUGCAGCAUGAACAACCUGGCUCUGAUCGCCGUCAACCGUUGGGUGGGCAUCACCAAGUCUCGCUCCACCACCCGUCGCAUCUACACCGCCCGUAAGCUCACUCUGAUGGUCAUCUUCUCCUGGGCUAUACCGCUCGUUUGCGCCCUGACGCCUGUCCUGACAGACUUUGGUGAAAUGGGCUACGAAAAGCUGUUCAAAUUCUGCACUUGGGUCCGAUCAAAUCCGUACACCAGAACCCAUCGUAUGUUAACUGCAGGAAUCUACUACCUUACACAACUAAUUACUAUUACUAUCUGUUACAUUUCCAUUUUCUGCUACGUCCGUAAGACGUCACAAGAGACGAUGGCAGCCACAGGAAGAAUCAGAGCAACGAGAAAACGAAUCUCUAGGAGACAACUUAACGUCACUAAGAACUUGCUUCACGUCGUUUUGGCAUUUCUUCUUUGCUUCACGCCAGCAGCCGUUUCACUAAUGCUCUCUUCGGAAUCCACCUACAAGCUCGUGCCCUGGUUUGCCGUCGUUUUGUACAGCAACAGCAGCGUCAAUCCCAUAAUUUACGCAACCUCGCACCCAGACUUCAAAGUUGUUAUGAGGCACCUGAUAAGGUUUCGGCCAAUCCCUCAAAGUGAUCCAAGUCUGAGAGCCAGGACAGUUUACACCAUCAGCACCCCUUCCAACCGGGAAUGCCCUGAAUACGAAGAAGACAGAAUGUGA
Molecule: messenger RNA, 1050 nt
Organism: Patiria miniata (bat star)
Lineage: Eukaryota; Metazoa; Echinodermata; Asteroidea; Valvatida; Asterinidae
Product: allatostatin-A receptor-like
Exons: 1
Coding region: 1-1050 (349 amino acids)
Biological process (GO): G protein-coupled receptor signaling pathway
Cellular component (GO): membrane
Molecular function (GO): G protein-coupled receptor activity
Source: RefSeq, a predicted model, not a curated record